AUGUUUGAUCAGGAAACAGAUGGACUAAUGAACCAGGGGGAAGAUGUUGAGGAGGAGCUCGAGAUUGAGCUAAAUGAAACUGAACCACCUUUUCUGCAAGGCCAGAGUCGAUACUCCAUCGACAUGUCUCCAGUCAAGAUUUUUAAGAAUCUGGAAAGGUCAUUGAGCGGUUCUGCAGCGCUUCAAUCAGCUUUGACAAAAGAGAGAAGAGAAGUAAGGGAACAACAGCAGAGGUCAUUGCUGGAUUCUAUUCCAAAAGAUUUGAACAUACGGUGGGAAGACCCAAUGCCUGAGAAGGGUGAGGGACAUUUGGCGCAGGAGCUGUUGGGCGUUAGAUUGUCGGCAUAUGAAAUGCCGAAUGGAAAAAGGAUGCUUACGAAAAAGCUCCUAGAUUUGGGCAAAGAUCCAAGCGUUCUAUUCAGGAUCAGAAACGGUGAGACAGGUUCCGGAAAAACCACUCAGGUCACUCAGUAUUUGGCUGAGGCUGGAUAUACUACCAAGGGUAAGAUUGGGUGUACCCAGCCUCGUAGAGUAGCUGCGACAUCUGUGGCUAAGAGGGUUGCUGAGGAGUUUGGUUGUCGCGUAGGGGAAGAGACUGUGAUCAAGUACAUGACUAAUGGCAUGUUGCUGAGGGAGAUUCUGGUUGAUGAGAAUUUGACUCAAUACUCAGUUAUCAUGUUGGAUGAGGCUCAUGAGAGAACCAUCCACACCGAUGUGUUGUUCGGACUACUUAAACAACUCAGCAAGCGGAGACCUAACCUUCGGCUGAUUAUCACAUCAGCCAAUCUAGACGCUGAGAAGUUCUCAGGAUAUUUCUUUAACUCUCUGAAAAAAGUUUUGCAAAUCCACUUAUCAAAGCCUGAAGGUGAUAUUCUCCUCUUCUUAACUGGUCGGGAUGAGAUUGAAUAUGCUUAUGAGCGUCUCCACAAGAGAAUGAAAGAGCUGGGUAAAAAUGUUCCUGAACUAAUCAUCUUACCAUUAUAUGGCGCACUUCCUAGUGAGAUGCAAACGAGGAUUUUUGAACCUGCCCCACUGGGAAAGAGGAAGGUAGUUGUUGCGACUAACAUUGCCGAGGCUUCAUUGACUAUAGAUGGUAUAAUGUACGUGAUCGAUCCUGGAUUUGCAAAGCUAAAUGUUUACAAUCCUAAGCAGGGACUGGAUUCCCUCGUCAUAACACCGAUUUCACAAGCUUCGGCAAAGCAAAGAGCAGGACGAGCUGGACGGACAGAACCAGGCGAGUGUUAUCGCCUCUACACAGAAAGCGCUUUCCACAAUGAAAUGUCUCCAACCACAGUACCAGAAAUUCAAAGGGUAAAUCUUGGGAACAUUGUACUACAACUGAAAGCCAUGGGGAUUAAUGAUCUUCUGUCGUUUGAUUUCAUGGAUCCCCCAACUCCUCAAGCUCUUAUAUCAGCCAUGGAACAGCUGUACAGUCUAGGUGCUUUGGAUGAAGAGGGGCUGCUCACUAAAAUGGGUCGAAAAAUGGCUGAAUUUCCCCUUGAACCCCCUCUAUCCGUGAUGCUUCUUGCCAUUGUGGAUCUUGGUUGCAGUGAUGAGAUAUUAACCAUAGUCGCCAUGGUUCAAGCCGGCAAUGUCUUCUACAGACCCAGAGAAAAACAAGAUCAAGCUGAUGAGAAAAAGGCUAAGUUUGUCCAGCCUGAGGGAGAUCUCCUACCCUUGCUCGCUGUUUAUGAGGCUUGGAAGAUGAAGAACUUCUCCGCGCCAUGGUGUUUUGAAAAUUUUAUCCAGUCUCAAGCUUUGAAGGGGGCUCAAGAUGAAAGGAAGCAACUCUUGUCCAUUAUGGACAAGAACCAGUUGGAUGUGGUAAGUGCGGGGAAGAAUUGCACCAAGGUAAGGAAGGCCAUUACCGCGGGAUUCUUUUUUCAUGAUGCAAGAAAGGAUCCACAAGAGGGUUAUAAGACUCUUGUGGAGAACCAGCCGGUUUAUAUUUUCCCCGGUAGCGCGCUUUUUCAAAGACAACCGGAUUGGGUUAUCUACCACGAGUUGCUCAUGACUACCAAAGAAUACAUGCACGGAGUCACCGUGAUCGAUCCCAAGUGGCUAGUUGAGUUAGCUCCAAGAUUUUUCAAGGAGGCUAAUCCAACAAAAAUGAGCAAGCGCAAGAGGCAGGAGCGAAUCGAACCGUUUAUGAUCGUUAUAAUGAGCCUAACUCUUGGCGUCUUCGUAGAAGAAGGGGUUGAGAAGGCACUCUUUUGUAUAACUGUGUUUUCAGCAGAGCAAGUUCUCUUUGAUUUGCAUCCUGGGCAAAGGAUUUUCUGUUCUGCUCGUGGAAGUAGGAAUUUAAAGUUUGUGAGAGUAGAGUUGUUAGGAACUUGA
Oldenlandia corymbosa var. corymbosa is the source of this 2337-nucleotide messenger RNA. The record is from the annotation of a GenBank genome assembly. Lineage: Eukaryota; Viridiplantae; Streptophyta; Magnoliopsida; Gentianales; Rubiaceae.